UCCAACCAACACCAAACAGGUUGGCAGCACCACAGCAGUCAGCUGAUUGGGUUCGUUGGAAAUCUAGCUUUAUAUUAAUUAAUUAUAAUAAUAGUUAUGCGAGUGGCGUGGCCGCAAUCAAAGCGAGCGAUACAGUGAUCAAUGUCACAUUAUUUUGCUGCUCUCAAUAAAUUUUCAUGUAACGUGAUCUACACCCAGUGGAAGCAGACAAUCAGUAACCACAACUCGGCGAAAACUUGGAAGACGUUUAAGCGCGACCACAAAACGACCAGCAAGCGCCAGAGUAACCAAAUGCUGAACCAACUUCCUCUUUAUGCCAGCGGCGAGAUUGUGAGGGGAUUUGGCCGAGGCUCCAAAGAGCUCGGCAUUCCAACAGCCAACUUUCCGCUGGAGGUGGUAAAGUCCUUACCCGAAUCCCUGCUCACAGGCGUCUACUACGGGUGGGCGAAUGUGGACAGCGGACCCGUGCACAAAAUGGUUCUCAGCGUCGGCUGGAAUCCAUUCUACAACAACACAGAAAAGAGCGUGGAGACGCAUAUGCUGCAUGAAUUCAACUGCGAUCUGUAUGGCCAGUUACUUAAGAUCUGCAUAGUUGGCUAUCUGCGACCUGAAAAAAGCUUUGACUCCCUGGAGGCACUUAUAACUGCCAUUAAGGCGGACAUUGAGCAUGCCAAAGCGCACCUGGAAUCGCCAGAAAAUAAGAAGCUACAAGAGGCUACUUUCUUUGCCAAAAAUCCUAACGGAUCUGAAUGUAAAUAGUUAUUCCAGAAUGUAUCCUAUCAUUUAAUUAGCACUAUGUACAUAAGAGAGUUCGAAUAUCGCUUCAAGGUACUUAAGUUGGGUGUUGAAUUGAAAUUAAUCAUGACAAGAAAAUAUAUAUGUACAUAUGUACA
Messenger RNA from Drosophila pseudoobscura, 893 nucleotides. It is a transcript of the gene Rfk, whose product is annotated as Riboflavin kinase. Lineage: Eukaryota; Metazoa; Arthropoda; Insecta; Diptera; Drosophilidae. Gene Ontology annotation, cellular component: mitochondrion. The record is from RefSeq and is a predicted model, not a curated record. Bases 142 to 759 code for a protein of 205 amino acids. The transcript is spliced from 2 exons. Gene Ontology annotation, molecular function: riboflavin kinase activity. Gene Ontology annotation, biological process: FMN biosynthetic process; riboflavin biosynthetic process.